Brassica napus (rape) is the source of this 360-nucleotide messenger RNA. RefSeq lists its product as uncharacterized. The transcript has 2 exons. The record is from RefSeq and is a predicted model, not a curated record. Lineage: Eukaryota; Viridiplantae; Streptophyta; Magnoliopsida; Brassicales; Brassicaceae. Bases 1 to 360 code for a protein of 119 amino acids.
AUGGAAAUUCGUGGUAUCCCAGAGCAAUGCGGGUGUGGUCGAAGAACUGGGAUAUACACAUCAAAAAUGAAGGAUCACUUGUAUAAAUGGGUAGAUGAAGCUGUCUACGAAGAGGUUCAAGAUGCAUUGCCAAAAGUUGAGUGCUUUGUAUCAGAUGUUAUGAAAAUUAAAAUGGAGAUCGAAAGCAUGAAAGCCGUGGAUGAAAAGUUGAAAGAAGAUGUAAGGAAGGCGAGCAAUGAACUUAAGAAGCUGAAUGUGAUCAUGAAAGUGGGUUUUCUGGUAGUUUGUUUAGGCGUUGUGAUAUGUCUUGUGUUCAUCAUGUUUGACAAAGCAGAUGGGUUGUCUUUGAAUAGCUACUAG